This is a messenger RNA of Megalops cyprinoides (Indo-Pacific tarpon), 1066 nucleotides long. Its product is annotated as cAMP-dependent protein kinase inhibitor alpha-like. The coding region runs from base 63 to 281 and encodes 72 amino acids. The record is from RefSeq and is a predicted model, not a curated record. Gene Ontology annotation, cellular component: cytoplasm; nucleus. The transcript has 3 exons. Gene Ontology annotation, biological process: negative regulation of cAMP-dependent protein kinase activity. NCBI's taxonomy places the organism in Eukaryota, Metazoa, Chordata, Actinopteri, Elopiformes, Megalopidae. Gene Ontology annotation, molecular function: cAMP-dependent protein kinase inhibitor activity.
ACACUAUUGAGGCAUAUCUUCUGUGACCUACAUUGAUGAUGUAAUGAGAGCAGGACCCAGUGAUGACUGAUGUGGAACCCGCAGUCACCGAUUUUGAAGCAUCGGGCAGAACUGGCCGCCGCAACGCCGUGCCAGACGUGCAAGGGUCAACCGCUGGGGCCAAACUUCCAGAGCCACCGACAGAGAGCUCCGCUAGUGACGGCCAAGAAGGAGAGGGGUCAUCGACUGCAAGUGCGUCAAAGAGCCAUCCAGAGGGUGAGGAAAAGACCGAGGGGACAUGACAAACCACCUGCCACCUAUCCGGCUAAACCUGCACUCAGGCCUCUGCCCAGCUAAACCUGCACUCAGGCCUCUGCCCAGCUAAACCUGCACUCAGGCCUCUGCCCAGCUAAACCUGCAAUCAUGCCUCUGCCCAGCUAAACCUGCACUCAGGCCUCUGCCCAGCUAAACCUGCAAUCAUGCCUCUGCCCAGCUAAACCUGCACUCAGGCCUCUGCCCAGCUAAACCUGCAAUCAGGCCUCUGCCCAGCUAAACCUGCAAUCAUACCUCUGACCAGCUAAACCUGCACUCAGGCCCCUGCCCAGAUAAAUCUGAACUCAGGCCUCUGCCCAGCUAAACUUGCACUCGGGCCUCUGUCAGGCUAAACCUGCGCUCAGGCCGCUGCUUAGUCUAACCACCUUGUGCUUUGUCCUUAACACUGAGCACCCAGAUGGGUCAUGAGAAAUAUCUAUGGCCUGUGUGCAUGUGUGUUUGUGUGGCUAUAAAGAGACACACACAAAUAUUUAUAGGUCUAUGAACACAACAUUUUCUAUAAGUUCCAUCAGCCCCCAUUGGCUGGGAACCUGUGGCCUGAAACAUGAAAAUGUCAAUUUUUGUUUGUUUUUGUGCUUGUUUAUUUUUAUGAAGCAAUUAUUUGUUUCAGGUACUGCAGAAGAGCACCAUAUAAAAUGUUCACACAGCUAAAUUUUGUGCCACAGAUGUAUGAACAUUCAGUUUGGGUACUGAAGUCCACAUUUUAUUAUUUUUAUAAUGUUUGAUAUAUUACCUGUUAACAUGGUAGUAGACA